Messenger RNA from Betta splendens (Siamese fighting fish), 5565 nucleotides. RefSeq names its product recombination signal binding protein for immunoglobulin kappa J region b (gene rbpjb). NCBI's taxonomy places the organism in Eukaryota, Metazoa, Chordata, Actinopteri, Anabantiformes, Osphronemidae. Gene Ontology annotation, cellular component: MAML1-RBP-Jkappa- ICN1 complex; nucleus. The record is from RefSeq and is a predicted model, not a curated record. The coding region runs from base 163 to 1635 and encodes 490 amino acids. Gene Ontology annotation, biological process: regulation of transcription by RNA polymerase II; Notch signaling pathway. The transcript is spliced from 11 exons. Gene Ontology annotation, molecular function: RNA polymerase II cis-regulatory region sequence-specific DNA binding; DNA-binding transcription activator activity, RNA polymerase II-specific.
CCGCCGCCUCCCCUUUUUCUCCGUCUUCCUCACCCACCCCCUUUCUCUCCGUCUCCCUCGUCCCUACACCUCCAGUCUGCUUCUGUUGUCUCGGCGGAUUGUUGGGCUGUGGGAGAGAAAGGAUAUCGCGAGUAUUGGAGUUUUGGUGAGAGUUUGUGGAAGAUGGCGCCUGUUGUGACAGGGAAGUUCGGGGAGCGCCCUCAGCCACAGCGCCUGACGAGAGAAGCGAUGAGGAAUUACCUGAAAGAGAGAGGUGACCAGACCGUCAUGAUCCUACACGCAAAAGUUGCACAGAAAUCCUACGGCAAUGAAAAAAGGUUCUUCUGUCCUCCCCCCUGUGUUUACCUGAUGGGCAGUGGCUGGAAGAAAAAAAAGGAGCAGAUGGAGCGAGACGGCUGCUCCGAGCAGGAGUCGCAGCCUUGUGCCUUCAUCGGCAUCGGCAACAGCGACCAAGAGAUGCAGCAGCUCAACUUAGAGGGAAAGAAUUAUUGCACAGCCAAAACAUUGUACAUAUCGGACUCCGACAAGAGAAAGCACUUCAUGCUGUCUGUCAAAAUGUUCUACGGCAACAGCGCAGACAUCGGCGUCUUCCUCAGCAAGAGGAUCAAAGUCAUCUCCAAGCCAUCCAAAAAGAAGCAGUCCCUCAAAAAUGCAGACCUAUGCAUUGCGUCGGGGACCAAGGUGGCACUGUUCAACCGGCUGCGCUCCCAAACCGUCAGCACGCGCUAUUUGCAUGUGGAAGGCGGCAACUUUCACGCCAGCUCCCAGCAGUGGGGCGCGUUUUACAUCCACCUGUUGGAUGAUGAGGAGUCUGAAGGCGAAGAGUUCACUGUGAGAGACGGUUACAUCCACUACGGCCAAACUGUCAAGCUGGUGUGCUCCGUCACUGGCAUGGCCCUGCCCCGGCUGAUCAUCCGAAAGGUGGACAAACAAACAGCGCUGCUGGACGCCGACGACCCCGUCUCCCAGCUCCACAAGUGUGCCUUCUACCUGAAGGACACAGAACGCAUGUACCUGUGCCUUUCCCAAGAAAGGAUCAUCCAGUUUCAAGCCACUCCAUGCCCAAAGGAACCAAACAAGGAGAUGAUCAAUGACGGCGCCUCCUGGACAAUCAUCAGCACAGACAAGGCCGAAUACACAUUCUACGAGGGCAUGGGCCCUGUCCACUCGCCUGUCACCCCCGUGCCUGUGGUAGAGAGCUUACAGCUGAACGGUGGCGGGGACGUCGCCAUGUUGGAGCUGACGGGACAGAACUUCACUCCCAAUCUGCGGGUGUGGUUCGGUGAUGUGGAGGCUGAGACCAUGUACAGGUGUGCGGAAAGCAUGCUGUGCGUGGUGCCCGACAUCUCUGCCUUUCGCGAAGGCUGGCGCUGGGUGCGGCAGCCCGUCCAGGUGCCAGUCACGCUGGUGAGGAACGAUGGCAUCAUCUACUCCACCACACUGACCUUCACCUACACGCCGGAGCCCGGGCCGCGGCCACACUGCAGCGCCGCCGGCGCCAUUCUGCGGUCCGGGAACUCCAGCCUGCUGAGCAACAACAGCCAGGAGCCGGGCCCCGGAGUCUACGGACCCAACAGCACCUCCAACGCCGGAGUCACAUCCUCAUCCUCCACCGCUGCAGCUGUGGUCUCCUAACGCACACAGGGGGCCACUCAAUACAAUAUGCCUUGAGAGCAAAUAUACCAGAAGGUAUAUAAAGACAAUGGGAAAUGAUAAACAAGACCUGACUCACUCUGAAGUGCUGCGUAUUAAUUUUGGAUACAAAGAAGCUGAAACUGAAAAAAUGAAAAUCUGAUGGGGGGGAAAAAAGGAGCGAACGCAGGGGGAAUCUGAAGGAGUCGCUUCACAAGCGAAAGCGCUCCUCCACCCCCCCACCCCACCCCCCCAACCCUCCUGUGCUUACUGGACCUGCCGAUCCAGUUCUGGUGUUCGGGAUGAAUGAACUUCCUGCAGGCUCAGAGCACCAGCCAUGAAAACGGAAACCACAACAACAGUACAUCCGUGUACAAAAAGUAAUUUGUACAAAAAAAAUCUAUUUUUGCGCUGGCCCUCUCCACUUUAACCCCGCCACCACUUGUUUUAUAAUUAUUCUUUUUGUUUUUAUGUUGUUUUGCAUUAAUUUGUGUUUUCCUAAAGGGGGGGAUGGAUGUAUUGUUGUUGGAGGAAGUGCGUGGAAGCCGAGGGACACGCAUAAAACGUGACGAUAACAUAGUUUUUAUGGACCAAGGAUCUUGUAUAAGCUUUAGUAAAGGUACAUUUUUCUCCAUACCUUUUUGUAUUAAACAUAUAGUCCACUUUUGUUACCAAAUAGUUUCUAUUCUUCCUCUGAGCUUGGGCUUUGUUUCCCCCCUUUGAGGUCCAAAAUCCAGCCUGUAUGUUAUUGCAACCUUACUGCAAACUCCUGGUUUUCAGCCUUUUGUUGUGAUACUGUUGGGGAAAAAUCUGAAGUCUGGGUUUUUUAUUUACACGAGAGAAGGUUGCUUUUUUAUUACUAUUAAUUGGGGAAUAACCUCAGAGGGUCUAUUUUUUAUCAUUGGUUUUUAUGAAGUCUUUAAAAGGAAAAGCUUUAAGCAAUGCCUCUGCCUUGCCUGCAAUACUCUAUGUGCGCUAUGUCUCCUUUGGAAAGUAUACACAUCAGUACAUCUCAUACGGAGCCAUAGCAACAAUUGCAGAAUACAUCAAAAACUCGACUUCCAUGGUUACGAAAAAGAGUCGUUUGUCAUCUUCAAACUAAUGUGAUACACAUAUUCAUGGACUUAAACAGCCUUAGAACUGUAUGUUCUAUCUAUGACGUGUACCUGUCGCUCUAUCGGUCACUGCUAACGUAUCAGAUAACGUAGUGAAGCUCGUCUCAAACUGCACCUAGCUAGGUGUCUUCCAGUGUGUGUGUGUGUGUGUGUGUGUGUGUGUGUGUGUGUGUGUGUGUGUGUGUGUGUGUGUGUGUGUGUGUGUGUGUGUGUGUGUGUGUGUGUGUGUGUGUGUGUGUGUGUGUGUGUGUGUGUGUGCGUGUGUGUGUCUGCGCCUGCAUCGCUCUGGUGGCAUUUAACUCCAGUGAAACAUGGACACUUUUCAAUUUAAUGUGGCCUUACUGAUAACUUAAAUUAUGAGGGAAACAAACCAGUUCUCCAUUCUCUUAUCUGCUGUUUACUCACCUGUGCAUAGCACAGAAACAAGCGGACGCCCGGCUCCAAGGUGGAGCCGCUCUGCCUUGUCAUGCAGAGCAGAGCAGCCUUGUGAAGGAUCUGUCAGCCUUCAGUACAAUAAUCCCCUGUUGUUCCUUAUUAUUGUCAUUGGGUGCCUGGCACCUUUUCGCUUUUUGGUACAAUGCCUCACAAGCGCUGUAAACUCAUUUCAUCUCUCACACAAAAGCAAACUAAUUACCUGUGGUCCCUUCUGUUUUCAGAAACGAGUAUGUGCACAUUGUAAACUCACUGUUCAAGUAUUCAAGUAGUUGCACUCGUCUGUGUUCAUGGCAACCGCGUAAAGGCCUUCUACAUACGUGUUAUUGAAGAUGUGCAUUUCCAAACAUAACAGCAAUAUUGUACAGGUCAUUGUUGUUAGCCUGAGCACUAGUUCACCAGCCAGCAAGUAACUGUGUGUGCGUGUGUGUGUGUGUGUGUGCGUGCGUGCGUGAAAUGUUGUCGUCGCCAUUGGGAUAAAUGAGUUGGAGUCUCUCCGUUUCAAAUCUGCUCUCAAAAACUAAAACAACUUCAAAUCAAUGGGGUUUUUUGUCUUCCACCUGAAUCCAAAAUGUCUGAUGAUUGUGGGUGAACAUUCAAACGCAAUACGCUUCCUAGAAAAGAGAACAACUGCUACUUUACCUUGAAUGUCUGCUUUAUAAAGCAUUUUGAAAUUUUCUUACCAACCAAACACCGGAACAGGAACAAACAAGGAUUUGACCACAGCCCAUUAACUUAUGCUCCUGUCUUGCCACCGUGCCCACCUGUCCGUCAUUAAUGUUAAAUGUUUUAUAUUGUAAUAUUGAUAUUUUUUAAAUUAUUGGCACAAAGUCUCCCCUUGUCUUAUGUCAAAAAGAAAGAAAAGUGCAUUAUGUCCCGUGCUGCCUAGGUCGGCCUGGGAGUGUUUUGUUUGUUCUUAGUUUUUCUAGAGGCCACUUUCUGUCUGGAGUCGUUGAUUAGUCGGUGCUGCAGCAGUUAGUGUAGCAUCCAAAGCGAGUAUCUGCGCUUCUUCACACUUAAACGCCCAUCUGAACCCUUUACUGCGCAGGAUGGAGGUCACAGCAUCUUAACUGUAGAUUUUGAACUCGAGUGUUUUUCUAUGUGUACUAGCUCUAAAUUCAGUGAUUUGUUCUUUUUGUUUUUUUUGAACAUAGCCUCUGCAUUAGCAUCACACCCCCUUCCCCUCCGCCCUCCUCCCACCCCUCCCGCCUUGAGCUUGGAUAUUUUUGGGUUUGUGUUUACAUGUUGAGUUGCCUCUCUUUAGGCGAAACACCCCUGGCCCCCGCUUCAUCUCCUCAGAGCAGCUUUGUCACAUUUACUCAAACUAAUAAAGGGGGUGAUGCAUGUUUGUGAAAAAACUAAAAAAUUAAUGUGUCGCCUUGACAAUCCGAGCUGGGUUACACUUUAUUUUUCCCUUUGAGGAGACUGGACGGAUGCGGGGUAACCCGGUAACGCUCGCAGAGGGGAUGAAGGGUCAAAAGGGGUGAAAAGAAAAUGUUACAUGCCUUCUUACGCUCUUAACCCGGCGACAACGCUGUCAGAGAGGAAAAAAACAACAGAGCAGUCUCAUUAGCAUCUGCAACGGUUUUACAAGAUAUCGUAACCGCUUGGUCUCUCUCCUGUCUGGUUGCAUUCGUUUUACUCUUCCAAAAGCAGCUGUUCUUGUGUUUGUUUUUAUAUACGGAGCUCUGAACAAUGUAUGUAUCCUCUAAUAUGCCAAAUGUCUUUUAUAAUGUAGGUUUCAAGCACUGCUAAACGAAACAGGGCAGAGUGAGAGGCAGCUUUAAACAGAUCUAUAACGGAGUGUGGAGCCCUUCCUCUGUCGCACUCAGCCUUACUUCUACAGACUCUUUGGCUGUUUGCACUACAGAGUGCUAACCUUUGUUUUUCUCUCACACAUUUCAUCCUCACUCAUGUUUAUAUAUGUACAUUUGGAGUCUUCUCACCUCUCCCCUCUUGUUUUGUUUUAACAACCUUACGCUUAGCUUUGCUACAAUCCGAUCACCCUUCUCUCUCUCGCUCUCUCUUUCUCUCUCUCUCUCUCUCUCUCUCCCAACUCCUCCUCUUGUCCGUGUCCUUUCCUAUCUUUCACUCUCUGUAUCUGUGUUUUAUUCUAGUCAGUGGUAAGCAGAGGUGUCAUUGUGGUAGUAAACUCAGUGCUCAAAGGGUUGCUGAUGGUAGAAACCUGUGCCGUUUGUAACAUUUAGCAAUAACGUCAAAACAAAGGGGACGGUUUUUUGAUAACAUGCGUUAGUUUGUUUUUGUACAUAUUGCAGCUCCAGAUCAUGCUCAAAAUCUGUAUGUCGUUUAAAAGAAGGAAAAAAACAGAAAAAAAACUUGCAAUAUUGGCAUAAAAAUGACAAAUAAAAAAGUGAUAUAAAAUCUU